Messenger RNA from Enterobius vermicularis (human pinworm), 1584 nucleotides. The record is from the annotation of a GenBank genome assembly. NCBI's taxonomy places the organism in Eukaryota, Metazoa, Nematoda, Chromadorea, Rhabditida, Oxyuridae.
AUGGAUAUGGCUGAGGACUACACUGAUGAAAACGAAAGGCGUUUCUACGAAUUUGUGCGUCAGCACCUUAUAUAUUUCUUACUCUUCAUUUUUUUGUACCUGAUCUCCUAUUCUCUCCUUCGGUAUUUCAAAAAGCGUAGUGACUACGAUGAACUCUAUGCAGGAAAAGAAGAUUUUUUUGUCUUCAGGACAUCUCUGUGGAUGUGCACAUGUUCGUUGGCUGUUUCACUUGCUGCCGCUACGUUGUUACCGUUUUCUGUGAUUGGUUCUGAGAUUAUUUAUGCAUAUCCAAACAAUUACUACUUUAAGUGGCUAAACUGGCCGCUCAUACAUACUCUUUGGAACUAUAUAUUUGGACUAAGUAAUUUGUCGCUUUUCAUCCUCUUGCCAUUUGCCUAUUUUUUUAUUGAAUCACAGGGUAUUAGAGGUCAUGGAAAGGUUCGUUAUACUGUUCUCUUUUUAUUUUUCUUAUUUUUUUUCGUUGUUUUUCAUUUAGUUUAUAGAUUUCUGCUUUUUCAGUCCCGAACUUUAUCUAUUUCGCUAUCGAUUAUAAAUUUCACUUCGGUGAAUCUUCCUUUCAUUUAUUCUUGUGUAUCCUUGUUUGGGGUACUUACGCUGCUGAUCACAACUCCAGUUGGUAAGUGGUUGUUUGUCUUUUCGAAAACUUUGUGCACUUCCCUAUUUGUUAUUUUUUUUGUUCUAGGUUUUACACGAAUGUUUACAAUGGUUUCUGAUCAUCUGUUGGCUCCUUUCGAAGUCCAAUUGGAACAUCGUUCUGGGGAUGAUCCUAAAUAUGAUAACGAGUUUGGAUGGCGAAAUCCAGUUCCCACCGGAAACUUAAGUUGUAUUCCGUCUGCAAAUUCUCAUUUUAUGUCAUUCUCUAGGGACCGCCAUCUUCGUUCAAGGAACGUAAGAAAUGGCUCAGUGAACUAUAUUUUUAAUAAGACACCGGAACCUUUUUUACCGGAAAAGCCUCUUCGUGGUUACCAGAAAGUGUUACAGUCCAUCAAGUUCCCGCUCGCUAUAAUUAUUUUGCUUGUUUUAACAGUGAUAUAUUAUUCUUUGCUGGAUGUUUGCUUGAACCUCUUGCACAACUUAGGGGUUUCUGUACUUAUGGUGAUCAUCAAUAUUUUACAACUCCUUUUUGGUUAUCGAGCUUUACCAGCUUAUGUUCAGUACAUUAAUGUUAAUUCACGUCACAUUUUUGGCAUAUUUGGUGCCUUUGUUGAGAUAGUUAUUAUAUGGUACUUGAUGUUAGCAUCUUUGGUUGGUCUGUAUUCGGCACCGAUUUUAAAAAGGAUGAGACCACGUAAGGCAGGGACUUCGAUGACUAGUAUUGUUGCAAAUUGUACAACAGUGUUGAUCCUUAGCUCUGCUCUUCCUGUACUUGCCAGAACGUUAGGUAUUACGACGUUUGAUCUCCUAGGCGAGUAUGGAAACUUAAAUUGGCUUUCUAAUCUGAAAUUAGUGUUGGCUUACAAUGUGGUAUUUUUGGUUCCUACUGUACUUUGUUUGGUGAAUCAUUUUACUGCCUCUGUGAGAAAAGAGGUUGUAAGGAGGUCUGUUCUUUUUCUCUUUAUUUAA